GACAUGCGCAGUGGGCUACACAGAACGUUCAUAGUUCGUGAUAGGUAUUGGAUUGCACUCUGGGGAAUCUGGAAGUUGAGAAUUAGGCCUACAUUCAAAGAGUUGUACAAAUAUCGGAAAGAAUAGCUAUACGAAGUAGGCCUAGAUCGUACUACAAACGUUACACAAUAAUAACUGUCAGAUAACUGUCCUUGUUGAUUUCGGAGGGGAGAAACAGACAUGGAAGACUUCGGAACACCCCUGGACAAAAACGCUACGGAGUUAACCGUUAUGGACGUUUAUGACAUUGCCGCGGUUGUGGGACAGGAGUUUGAACGCAUUAUCGAUCAGUUUGGAUGCGAGGCUUCACUGCGGCUGAUGCCCAAAGUGGUCCGGGUUCUGGAAGUUCUAGAGGUGCUGGUCACCCGAAACAAUAUCAACCCAGAGACGGAGGAGCUACGGCGUGAGCUGGACAGGUUGCGAAUGGAACGGAAUGACAGAUUGAAGAAAGAGCAGCUACAUCAAAAGGAGUUGGAGCUGGUGGAAGACGUGUGGAGAGGGGAGGCCCAAGACCUGCUGUCUCAGAUCACACAACUGCAGGUGGAGAUUAAGAGCCUUCAGAAGAGCCUCUCCCAAAAAGACUCACCUCUGACUGAGGACCUGCAGAGACAGGAGGGUGUGUCAGAGAGAGAGUGUCAGGUGAUGAAGAAGCUAAAGGAGGUGGUAGACAAACAGAGGGAUGAGAUCCGGGAUAAGGACCAUGAGCUGAAACUCAAGAACGAGGACCUGGAGGCGCUUCAGCUGCAGCAGCACCGUCUGAUGAAGAUCAACCUGGACCUGCGACACAGGAUCAGUGUGGUAGAGGCUCAGGGCAAGGCAGCGAUCCAACAGAAGGCUGAGCUGGAGGCUAUGUCCCAGGCGCGCCAGCAGGAGCUCGGGGCCCUGCGUCGGGAGGUGGCAAGGCUGAAGGAGGAGCGCAAAGAGUGGGAGCUGAACAUGAAGAGGUCAGCCGAGGAGGAACCAUCCCCCUCAAAGUCUGUGAUGACAGUGCUUACACCAGUAUCGGCCAAGUCCUUGGUACUAGCAUCAGCAGCCUCCAUCGUACACAAUUCUUUUUGGGCAGAAUGCAGAAGUGACCAUGAAUUCCUGGCACAGUGCUUUGAGUCAGAAGAGAGCCCUCCUGUCCUCUCGCUGUGUGACAAGGACCAGGAGGAGGAAGCUGAUGUCCUGGACCAGAAGGAGUCCGACAGGCCCCACUUCACCCUCGAGGAGCUACGGGACGUCCUGAAGGAGAGGAACGAACUCAAAGCUCAAGUGUUCAUGCUGAGAGAGGAGCUCAUCUAUUACAAAAGUGAGGAGUUGGAGAAUGAGAUAUACGGCAUCAACUUGGAUCCAUCACUUCAGUCACAGCCUGCAGCCACUGAACAGCCUGACUCAGGGAUCAAACGUCUGUUUAGCAUCUUCUCUGGAGAAAAGAGGCGACCAGAGGAAGUGAUUUGUUAUUUGCACGCAGAGCAGGCUCAGGAGGCACUGAAGCAUCCAUAACCAGGGACCUACACUGAAUGCACAAAAUAUUAGGAACACCUGCACUUUCAUGACAUAGACUGACCAGGUGAAUCCAGGUGAAAGCUAUGAUCCCUUAUUGAUGUCACCUGUUAAAUCCACUUCAAUCAGUGUAGAUGAAAGGGAGGAGACAUGUUAAAGAAGGAUUUUAAACCUUUAGAUAAUUGAGACAUGGAUUGUGUAUGUGUGUCAUUCAGAGGGUGAAUUGGCAAGACAAAAUAUUUAUUUGCCUUUUGAACGGGGUAGGGUAGUUAGUGUCAGGCGCAUCAGUUUGAGUGUGUCAAGAACUGCAACGCUGCUGGGUUUUACCAUGCUCAACAGUUUCCUGUGUGUAUCAAGAAUGGUCCACUGCCCCAAAGAACAUCCAGCCAACUUUACAACUGUGGGAAGCACUGGAGUCAACAUGGGCAAAAUCCCUGUGAAUGCUUGACACCCUGCAGUCCAUUGAAGCUAUUCAGAGGGCAAUAAGGGGGUACAACUCCAUAUUAGGAAGGUGUUCCUAAUGUUUUGUACACUGAGUGUAUAAUGUCCCAUGCUGGUGGUCUCCAAGUAAAAACAUGAAGAGCUUCAUGCCAAGAGGGAUUGUCAGGACAGAGUUGUCUUGUGGGGACAAUGGAGAGAUGGAUUCAGGAGAGAAUAAUGUGCAAUCUGAGAGAGAUCCUGUGCCUUUUGAAUUCAUUUUUAGUUGUGCAGACUAUGGUGCUUUAUACUAGCAAUAAGUAUUAGUGUAACUUCAGAGAUUGCUCACAUGUUUAUUUUAACUAUAAAAGCAAACUUAUACCAAGUCUGAUGAGGCCCCAAGUAAGACAAAAUAUAUUGAAGGCAUUUUGACGUGAUAUAACUAUCGGCCAUAUUGAAAUUGUAUUUAUGUUAAGAUUUUAUUUUGACUAUGCUGCACUUGAGUUUCCUAGUGUCUGAAUAAAAAUAUGGCAUAUUGUUGA
Messenger RNA from Oncorhynchus nerka (sockeye salmon), 2483 nucleotides. RefSeq names its product RILP-like protein 1. Gene Ontology annotation, molecular function: small GTPase binding; dynein light intermediate chain binding; protein dimerization activity. The coding region runs from base 220 to 1524 and encodes 434 amino acids. Gene Ontology annotation, biological process: cilium assembly. The record is from RefSeq and is a predicted model, not a curated record. Gene Ontology annotation, cellular component: cytoplasm; ciliary basal body. NCBI's taxonomy places the organism in Eukaryota, Metazoa, Chordata, Actinopteri, Salmoniformes, Salmonidae. The transcript is spliced from 7 exons.